This is a messenger RNA of Cladocopium goreaui, 27798 nucleotides long. The record is from the annotation of a GenBank genome assembly. Lineage: Eukaryota; Dinophyceae; Suessiales; Symbiodiniaceae.
AUGACCAUUUUGAGUUCAAGUUCUGAGGCGAGCUCCGAAACUUCGGAGACUGGAAAGUCUUCAGGAGAUCCAUCGGUCCGAAAACCUUGGUGCCGAUGGUUGCCCCGAUCGUACCUGCUGGUCUUUGUCAUCAAUGCCACUGCGACCGUUCUGCUGUGGCCUGCUGAUGCUGAUGCUGUGGCCUACUAUCAUCCUGUCUGUCCACUUAAGAUGCGACUCUUCUUCUUUGGGCUGAUGCUGUCGAGUUUGGGAGCCGGCUGUGUAGCAGCCUUUCUGGUGAGAAGGGCUGAAGCUUCAGGUCAUACAAAGUGGGCCUGUGGCUAUGCCAUAAUCAACUGGAUUCAAGCCAUGUUGGGCUCACUGGGAAUGGACAAUCCAAUGGGAGGGUACUGGCAUUGCACGUAUGGAGUGAUACCAGAUAAAGACUCCGGAGGCACAAUUUGGUAUUCUGCACUUGCAUGCUGCCGAUUGCUGCUGUAUCUCGUUGCCUCUUUCUGGAUGCAGACACUCAUCGCUUCACGGCUGGAUCUCUUGGAGCAAUCUUCCAAUCGGAACUACCGCAGUGGCUGCUUUCGCAGACUGGUGUGGGCCCAAGUCUUUGGGACAGCAGUUGCUCUGCUUCCCAUUGCGGGCAUAGUUCAUGAGAUCAUUACGUCUUACUCGGAGCUGCGGAGGAUUUGUCGCCUGGCAGAAGCCAAUGAGGCGCCGAUCUCCGCAAGAUCUUCCUUGAGACGAGCCCGAAGGUUUGCUGGCUUGCAAGGGUUGGGUGUAUCAUUUAGCCUCGUGUUCACGGUUCUGCUCGUUCCAGCACGUCUUGUUUCUAUUGCUUUUGUAUCGCCUUAUGACUAUGACUCUUUGCAGGUGGUCUUGUUUCUUAUUCAAGCUUUUGAUGCCCUGGGAAAUGCUGUGGCCGUUCUCCUUCUGUCCGGCAGCCACAGGAUGGCCAAAGUUGACAGGAGUCAGGGGAGCCACAGGAGCUGGAAAGUCGAAAAGCCUGAGCAUAGGAGAAACCAACAGACUUCGCAUGAAGAUGUGAACUGGACCAGAAAGGUGGAAGAACUCUCAAUGCGGGGGAUGACUUUGCGUAGCCUCCUGCAGUUCUAUCAAGAAAACCUACCUUCGAUGCCAGAUUGGAAAUAUGCGCCCAGGGAACACAAGACCAGAGAUGUGGUCCGAAGAGCGAUCAUCCCAUUGACUAGCAGAGAAGAAUGCGCAUUCUCAGUUUCAGCUUUCAACAAGGAUGGUCCGAAACGGGCACAGGUCAUGGUGACCCACAAUUGGGGCAACUCGUUCAGCGACCUGCUGGCUGCAGUGCUGUCGGAUGCCCUGCAGGAAUGCAGUUUCAGCUUGCCAGCAGAACUUCUGCAGGAGGAUUGCGCUUUCCUACAGGACCUUCUGGCGAAAAUGGGCCGGUUGGAUGAGACAUACUGGAUAUGUGCGUUUGCUGUGAACCAGCACAUCAGCAUCUGCCACAGCAACCCGUAUGACCGGGAUCCUUUCACAAAUCAGCUGCACCCAGUGUGCCAGUGCAACAGCACAAACAUAGUUGACCCGGAUGGCCGAAGUGCCUCGUCAGAGAUCAACAAGUUUGAUGACAUGAUGCGUCUUCUUGCCACGACUGGGGGAUGCCGGCAGGUCAUUGCACCGAGUUCUUUGGCCAUACAAGCUGGGGUUCAAUUCCUCUGGAGACAUGGUGCGGCUUGGGGUUCGUUUCCCCUGGAGACAUGGACUUUGCUGUGUCAUGCAUGCCGGGCUUGCGCCCGCAUUCAUGCCAAUUCGACUUUGCUGUGUCAUGCAUGCCGGGCUUGCGCCCGCAUUCAUGCCAAUUCGUUUCUUGUAGAGAUGCAAUUUUUGCUGGCCCUUUUGUCUUGGGGUCUCAUGACUGGUUUCCUUUUGCAGAUUUUGAAAGCCCAGAUCGUGGGGGUCUUGGGCCCCUCCAUAUGUCAGCCUUGCUAUCGAUGUCCUUCGCUCUGGCUUGGCCGUAAUUCACUGCUACUUGGCCGGUUGGUGGCUCAUUCUCCCGCUGCUCUUUCGCGCGGCGCCAUGCCCGAGAUGUUCAUCGCACACCUGCGAUCUUUAGGAUCGCUUGCACGAGCGCGUAUUGCGGAAGCCAAACGUUUGCAGAUGGACCAGUCAUUGAAACUCUGGUCCAAAGCAACGCUGCAGGGACGCGCCCGGACAUUGGAAAACUUGGAUGUGCGGGACAUGCGUGCCUCCUCGGAAAAGGACAAGGAACUCAUCCUUGGCAAGAUUCAGGAUGUAGAUGAUUUCAAUGCCAAGCUUCAGGUGCUCAUUUUUGAUCCAAAAUCAGGCCUUGUUGCCACAUGGAAUGCCAUGGAUAGCCUGCAGCAGAUUGGUGAAGUGGGCCGGCUCAUUCGAUGGGGCCUGGCAGUUGAAGUUUUUUUUUCUCUGCCUGCCUUCAGACAGCGACAGAUGGGCCCUGCAGCGCAGGAGCAGUCUCAACGACCAGCUCAGUUGCUGGCGGCGCUGAAAUAUCCAGGAGCUGGUAGAGAUGGCCAUUUAGAAGAUGACUGCCUGGCAAAGUUACAGGUGCACCGGUUGAGCCCAGAGCCACGAACGUACGUGGACGAAGUGACAGGCGUGGAAAGCUGCCAGCAUGACCAUCAGAUGUUAGAGCAGCCGGGAGGCGGAGGAGCCGCGCAGCCCGCAGAUCUGCCACGGAGUGGCCAUGCGAGCUCCGAAACUUCGGAGACUGGAAAGUCUUCAGGAGAUCCAUCGGUCCGAAAACCUUGGUGCCGAUGGUUGCCCCGAUCGUACCUGCUGGUCUUGGUGAUCAAUGCCACUGCGACCCUUCUGCUGUGGCCUGCUGAUGCUGAGUUUCCUGAUGGCUGGUACGAUCCUGUCUGUCCACUUAAGAUGCGACUCUUCUUCUUUGGGCUGAUGCUGUCGAGUUUGGGAGCCGGCUGCGUGGCAGCCUUUCUGGUGAGAAGGGCUGAAGCUUCAGAUCAUACAAAGUGGGCCUGUGAUAUUUGGUAUUCUGCACUUGCAUUGUGCCGAUUGCUGCUGUAUCUCGUUGCUUCCUUCUGGAUGCAGACUCUCAUCGCCUCACGGCUGGAUCUCUUGGAGCAAUCUUCCAAUCGGAACUACCGCAGCAGCUGCUUUCGCAAACUGAUGUGGGCCCAAGUCUUUGGGACAGCAGUGGCUCUGCUUCUCAUUGCGGGCAUGGUUCUUGAGAUGGUCACUACGGGUGUUAGCAAGAGCGGAAGUAUCAUUCUCGUUACAAGUAUCAUGAGCCUGAUCGCAAUAGCAAGCAUCACAUUGCUGUGCAAUUGGGCAGCGAGCAUCGUGGCCAUGUGCUCUUUCCGAAAGUCUUAUUCGGAGCUGCGGAGGAUUUGUCGCCUGGCAGAAGCCAAUGAGGCGCCUAUCUCCGCAAGAUCUUCCUUGAGACGAGCCCGAAGGUUUGCUGGCUUGCAAGGGUUGGGUGUAUCAUUUAGCCUCGUGUUCACGGUUCUGCUCGUUCCAGCACGUCUUGUUUCUAUUGCUUUUGUAUCGCCUUAUGACUAUGACUCUUUGCAGGUGGUCUUGUUUCUUAUUCAAGCUUUUGAUGCCCUGGGAAAUGCUGUGGCCGUUCUCCUUCUGUCCGGCAGUCACAGGAUGGCCAAAGUUGAAAGGAGUCAGGGGAGCCAAUGUGGCUGCUGGAAAGUCGAAAAGGCCGAGCAUAGCAGAAACCAACAGACUUCGCAUGAAGAUGUGAACUGGACCAGAAAGGUGGAAGAACUCUCAAUGCGGGGGAUGACUUUGAGGAGCCUCCUGCAGUUCUAUCAAGAAAACCUCCCUUCAAUGCCAGAUUGGAAAUAUGCGCCCAGGGAACACAAGACCAGAGAUGUGGUCCGAAGAGCGAUCAUCCCAUUGACUAGCAGAGAAGAAUGUGCAUUCUCAGUUUCAGCUUUCAACAAGGAUGGUCCGAAACGGGCACAGGAAUGCAGUUUCAGCUUGCCAGCAGAACUUCUGCAGGAGGAGUGCACUUUCCUGCAGGACCUUCUGGCGAAAAUGGGGCAGUUGGAUGAGACGUACUGGAUCUGUGCGUUUGCUGUGAACCAGCACAUCAGCAUCUGCCACAGCAACCCGUAUGACCGGGAUCCUUUGAGAGAUCAGCUUCACCCAGUGUGCCACUGCAAUAGCACAAACAUAGUUGACCCGGAUGGCCGAAGUGCCUCGUCAGAGAUCAACAAGUUUGAUGACAUGAUGCACCUUCUUGCCACGACUGGGGGAUGCCGACAAGUGAUUGCAGUGGACAAAGCUCUGGAGUUGUUUCUGCUCCUAGCCGAGUUCUUUGGCCAUACAAGCUGGGGUUCAAUUCCUCUGGAGACAUGGUGCGGCUUGGGGUUCGUUUCCCCUGGAGACAUGGUGACUUUGCUGUGUCAUGCAUGCCGGGCUUGCGCCCGCAUUCAUGCCAAUUCGUUUCUUGUAGAGAUGCAAUUUUUGCUGGCCCUUUUGUCUUGGGGUCUCAUGACUGGUUUCCUUUUGCAGAUUUUGAAAGCCCAGAUCGUGGGGGUCUUGGGCCCCUCCAUAUGUCAGCCUUGCUAUCGAUGUCCUUCGCUCUGGCUUGGCCGUAAUUCACUGCUACUUGGCCGGUUGGUGGCUCAUUCUCCCGCUGCUCUUUCGCGCGGCGCCAUGCCCGAGAUGUUCAUCGCACACCUGCGAUCUUUAGGAUCGCUUGCACGAGCGCGUAUUGCGGAAGCCAAACGUUUGCAGAUGGACCAGUCAUUGAAACUCUGGUCCAAAGCAACGCUGCAGGGACGCGCCCGGACAUUGGAAAACUUGGAUGUGCGGGACAUGCGUGCCUCCUCGGAAAAGGACAAGGAACUCAUCCUUGGCAAGAUUCAGGAUGUAGAUGAUUUCAAUGCCAAGCUUCAGGUGCUCAUUUUUGAUCCAAAAUCAGGCCUUGUUGCCACAUGGAAUGCCAUGGAUAGCCUGCAGCAGAUUGGUGAAGUGGGCCGGCUCAUUCGAUGGGGCCUGGCAGAUGCAGGCAGUGGAAAAGAGUCUCUGCGUUUGGUCGUUGAGCAGACGGAAGACAUAGAACGCCUACUCGGGCGGAAGGGUCGAGGAGCUGGUAGAGAUGGCCAUUCAAAAGAUGACUGCUUGGCAAAGUUACAGGAGGUGAACGGGCACGAAAUCUUAGGUAUGGUGAUCGGAUGUUUGGAGCCUGAGGAUCAAGGAUGUUGGAGCAACCGGGAGGCGGAGGAGCCCAUGCCCGCGAGCUCCGAAACUUCGGAGACUGGAAAGUCUUCAGGAGAUCCAUCGGUCCGAAAACCUUGGUGCCGAUGGUUGCCCCGAUCCUACCUGCUGGUCUUUGUCAUCAAUGCCACUGCGACCGUUCUGCUGUGGCCUGCUGAUGUUGAGUUUCCUGAUGGCUGGUACGAUGAUCCUCCUGUCUGUCCACUCAAAUUUCGACUCUUCUUCUUUGGGCUGAUGCUGUCGAGUUUCGGAGCCGGCUGUGUAGCAGCCUUUCUGGUGAGAAGGGCUGAAGCUUCAGGUCAUACAAAGUGGGCCUGUGGCUAUGCCAUUGUCAACUGGAUUCAGGCCAUGUUGGGCUCACUGGGGAUGACCGAUCUAGUGGAGACACUCAUCGCUUCACUGCUGGAUCUCCUGGAGCAAUCUUCCAAUCGGAACUACCGCAGUAAGUGCUUUCGCAGACUGAUGUGGGCCCAAGUCUUUGGGACAGCAGUGGCUCUGCUUCCCAUUGCGGGCCUGCUCUUUUAUUCGGCCUACAACGAUAGUAUCAUUUUCUACAGCGACAGUACAAGUACCAUGAGCCUGUUCGCAAUAGGAGGCAUCACAUUGCUGUGCAAUUGGGCAGCGAGCAUCGUGGCCAUUUGCUCUUUCCAAAAGUCUUAUUUGGAGCUGCGGAGGAUUUGUCGCCUGGCAGAAGCGAAUGAGGCCUCCAUCUCCGCAAGAUCUUCCUUGAGACGAGCCCGAAGGUUUGCUGGCUUGCAAGGGUUGGGUGUAUUAUUUGGCCUCGUGUUCACGCUUCUGCUCGUUCCAGCACGUCUUGUUUCUACUUAUGUUGCAAACUAUGACAGCUAUGACUCUUUGAAGGUGGUCUUGUUUCUUAUUCAAGCUUUUGAUGCCCUGGGAAAUGCUGUGGCCGUUCUCCUUCUGUCCGGCAGUCACAGGAUGGCCAAAGUUGAAAGGAGUCAGGGGAGCCACAGGAGCUGGAAAGUCGAAAAGGCCGAGCAUAGCAGAAACCAACAGACUUCGCAUGAAGAUGUGAACUGGACUAGAAAGGUGGAAGAACUUUCAAUGCGGGGGAUGACUUUGAGGAGUCUCCUGCAGUUCUAUCAAGAAAACCUCCCUUCAAUGCCAGAUUGGAAAUAUGCGCCCAGGGAACACAAGACCAGAGAUGUGGUCCGAAGAGCAAUCAUCCCAUUGACUAGCAGAGAAGAAUGUGCAUUCUCAGUUUCAGUUUUCAACAAGGAUGGUCCGAAACGGGCACAGGUCAUGGUGACCCACAAUUGGGGCAACUCGUUCAGCGACCUGCUGGCUGCAGUGCUGUCGGAUGCCCUGCAGGAAUGCAGUUUCAGCUUGCCAGCAGAACUUCUGCAGGAGGAUUGCGCUUUCCUACAGGACCUUCUGGCGAAGAUGGGGCGGUUGGAUCACACGUAUUGGAUCUGUGCGUUUGCUGUGAACCAACACAUCAGCAUCUGCCACAGCAACCCGUAUGACCGGGAUCCUUUCACAAAUCAACUGCACCCAGUGUGCCAGUGCAACAGCACAAACAUCAUUGACUCGGAUGGCCGAAGUGCUUCGUCAGAGAUCAACAAGUUUGAUGACAUGAUGCCUCUUCUUGCCACGACUGGGGGAUGCCGACAAGUGAUUGCAGUGGACAAACCUCUGGAUUUGUUUCGCCGUGCCUGGUGUGUGGCUGAGAUUGCGGAAGCCAAACGUUUGCAGAUGGACCAGUCAUUGAAACUCUGGUCCAAAGCAACGCUGCAGGGACGUGCCCGGACAUUGGAAAAUUUGGAUGUGCGGGACAUGCGUGCCUCCUCCGAAAAGGACAAGGAACUCAUCCUUGGCAAGAUCCAGGACGUAGAUGAUUUCAAUGCCAAGCUUCAGGUGCUCAUUUUUGAUCCAAAAUCAGGCCUUGUUGCCACAUGGAAUGCCAUGGAUAGCCUGCAGCAGAUUGGUGAAGUGGGCCGGCUCAUUCGAUGGGGCCUGGCAGAUGCAGGGCACCUUUUGUUGGCCUGGAAAGAGUCGAUCCUUCACCCCGCGGGCCUGUGCUGGAAGGCGAUGCUGACGAUGGGAAAAGAAGAGCUCCAAGUUGGAUGUUGGAGCAGCCGGGAGGCGGAGGAGGAGCCGCGCAGCUCGCAGAUCUGCCACGGAGUGGCCAUGCCCAUGGCGAGCUCCGAAACUUCGGAGACUGGAACGUCAGGAGAUCCAUCGGUCCGAAAACCUUGGUGCCGAUGGUUGCCCCGAUCGUACCUGCUGGUCUUUGUCAUCAAUGCCACUGCGACCCUUCUGCUGUGGCCUGGUGAUGCUGAGUUUCCCUGUCCACUCAAAUUUCGACUCUUCUUCUUUGGGCUGAUGCUGUCGAGUUUGGGAGCCGGCUGUGUAGCAGCCUUUCUGGUGAGAAGGGCUGAAGCUUCAGGUCAUACAAAGUGGGCCUGUGGCUAUGCCAUAAUCAACUGGAUUCAAGCCAUGUUGGGCUCACUGGGAAUGGACAAUCCUGCAGUGGUUGGUAACUGCAGGUAUGGAGUGAUACCACCUGGAUGGACACGCAGAGGCAUAAUUUGGUAUUCUGCACUUGCAUUGUGCCGAUUGCUGCUGUAUCUCGUUGCUUCCUUCUGGAUGCAGACUCUCAUCGCCUCACGGCUGGAUCUCUUGGAGCAAUCUUCCAAUCGGAACUACCGCAGCAGCUGCUUUCGCAAACUGAUGUGGGCCCAAGUCUUUGGGACAGCAGUGGCUCUGCUUCCCAUUGGGGGCAUGGUUCAUGAGAUCAUUACGGGUGAUAACUACAGUAUCAUUUUCCUUACAAGUAUCGUGAGUCUGAUCACAAUAGGAGGCAUCACAUUGCUGUGCAAUGUGGCAGCGAGCAUAGUGGCCAUUUGCUCUUUGCGAAAGUCUUACUUGGAGCUGCGGAGGAUUUGUCGCCUGGCAGACGCCAAUGAGGCCUCCAUCUCCGCAAGAUCUUCCUCGAGACGAGCCCGAAGGUUUGCUGGUUUGCAAGGGUUGGGUGUAUCAUUUGGCCUCGUGUUCACGCUUCUGCUUGUUCCAGCAUGUGUUUUUUCUAUGUUUGUGGUUCAUGAAAGCUAUGGCUCUUUGAAGGUGGUCUUGUUUCUUAUUCAAGCUUUUGAUGCCCUGGGAAAUGCUGUGGCCGUUCUCCUUCUGUCCGGCAGUCACAGGAUGGCCAAAGUUGAAAGGAGUCAGGGGAGCCACAGGAGCUGGAAAGUCGAAAAGCCUGAGCAUAGCAGAAACAAACAGACUUCACAUGAAGAUGUGAACUGGACCAGAAAGGUGGAAGAACUUUCAAUGCGGGGAAUGACUUUGCGGAGCCUCUUGCAGUUCUAUCCAGAAAACCUCCCUUCAAUGCAAGAUUGGAAAUAUGUGCCCAAGGAACACAAGACCAGAGAUGUGGUCCGAAGAGCAAUCAUCCCAUUGACUAGUAGAGAAGAAUGUGCGUUCUCAGUUUCAGCUUUCAACAAGGAUGGUCCGAAACGGGCACAGGUCAUGGUGACCCACAAUUGGGGCAACUCGUUCAGCGACCUGCUGGCUGCAGUGCUGUCGGAUGCCCUGCAGGAAUGCAGUUUCAGCUUGCCAGCAGAACUUCUGCAGGAGGAUUGCGCUUUGCUGCAGGACCUUCUGGCGAAAAUGGGGCGGUUGGAUGAGACGUACUGGAUCUGUGCGUUUGCUGUCAACCAGCACAUCAGCAUCUGCCACAGCAACCCGUAUGACCGGGAUCCUUUCACAAAUCAGCUGCACCCAGUGUGCCAGUGCAACAGCACAAACAUCAUUGACUCGGAUGGCCGAAGUGCUUCGUCAGAGAUCAACAAGUUUGAUGACAUGAUGCGUCUUCUUGCCACGACUGGGGGAUGCCGACAAGUGAUUGCAGUGGACAAAUCCCUGGAUUUGUUUCGCCGUGCCUGGUGCGUGGCUGAGAUUGCGGAAGCCAAACGUUUGCAGAUGGACCAGUCACUGAAACUCUGGUCCAAAGCAACGCUGCAAGAACGUGCCCGGACAUUGGAAAAUUUAGAUGUGCGGGACAUGCGUGCCUCCUCGGAAAAGGACAAGGAACUCAUCCUUGGCAAGAUCCAGGACGUAGAUGAUUUCAAUGCCAAGCUUCAGGUGCUCAUUUUUGAUCCAAAAUCAGGCCUUGUUGCCACAUGGAAUGCCAUGGAUAGCCUGCAGCAGAUUGGUGAAGUGGGCCGGCUCAUUCGAUGGGGCCUGGCAGAUGCAGGCAGUGGAAAAGAGUCUCUGCGUUUGGCCGUUGAGCGGACGGAAGACAUAGAACGCCUACUCGGGCGGAAGGGUCGAGGGACGAUGCGAUGCUCUUGGGAUGUGGUGAUUACUAGUGAUUACGAACAUCAUGUGAAUUACUAUGGAUUGGAUUGGAUUGGUACGUUGGGAGGUGAGGAAGCCGAAAGAGCUGGUAGAGAUGGCAAUUCAGAAGAUGACUGCCUGGCAAAGUUACAGGUGCACCGGUUGAGCCCAGAGCCACGAACAAUACGUUUCGCUUGGGCCAAGCGCUUCUUCCGUCACCCAGUGCAGAGGCUUCGUUUUCCAGCUGCAGCUUGCCCUUUCGUUGCUGUGCGCUGCUUCGCUGACUACUUCCUCUUCUACUUGGACGCGGACUUUGUGAACAUCGUCUACUACCUCUACUUGGACUUGGCCUUCGACUACAUCUUGAACUACCUGACCUUGGACUUGGCCUACGACGACAUCCUGGACUACCUGACCUUCGACCUGGUGCGGACUACAACCUCUACUACCUGGUCUCGCUGGUUCCUGUUCUACCUGGACGUGCUGCUCAUCGACUACAUCCUGUACUACCUGGACCUGCUUGACAGCCUGCGUGACUUCAAACGCAGUGUGACAUGGUGGCUGAGUUCGAUCGACUUGAAGAAGACCACCGACUUCAACUUGGCAGCUCGCUUCGCUAUGAGGCAGAAGGGCAGUGCCAGACUUCGGGCCUUGGAGUUUGACCCGAAGGACUUGGAGUACAAGCCUGCGAAAAAGGAGCUCAAUGUGGAGACCGGCAUGGAGGAGGACAUCCCUGCCCAGUAUGACUACGGCAUCCAAAGGAUCUUGUCAUCAUGGGAGGAGAUGGUUGGACGCACCGCCCUUGACAGGAAGGGCGAACUGAGAGAAAGGUUUUACAUGACCCUCAAACGAGGACGCAGUGAAAGCAUCCCGAACUUCGCAAUGAGGUUCAGGACCUUGGUCGGGGAGAUGAAAGCUGAAGGUGUGAAUGUGGACCCUUCAGAACAAGCUUGGUUCUUCAAGCAGAAGCUUCAGCUCUCGGAGAUACAGAAACAGAUGUUGGAGACAACGUUGGUGUCCGACACAGACAACUAUGGAAUAUGUGAACGAGAAGCUGUGAGGCUUUUCAAGCGGGUUCACAUGGCUGGUGGAUACCAACGCCCUGGAGGUGGUGGCAACUUUCAGAAAAGAACAACUAGCCUGACAUCCUCAACUUUGUCGAGGUUUCGCAAGAGUUUGCCUUCAUCUUCAUCAUCGACUGCCUCUUCAAGCUGGCGUAGCAAGAACCGUCCUGGCUCGGUCUAUGUGACCGAAGCGGAGGACACUGGUAUGGAUGAGGAAACCCAUGAAAAUGAAGCCAAUGAGACUAUUGGCGAGCUAGCAGAAGAUGGAGCUGAAGAUGAUGGAGAAGACGAUGAAUUUCAAGGUUUACAGGAAACUUUGGAGAUCCUGGCAACUGAGCUGGACGAAGCUGCGGCUGCUGGCCAUAGCGAGGAGGAGCUUUCUACCCUGGAACAACAAGUGGAUGAUGCGGUAGAAGCUCUGGUUACCCUUCGUGAAGCUCGAGCUCAGAUUGGAGCCCUUCGCAAGGAUCGUGGCUUCAAAGGCCGUGGAUCAGGUGGGAAACAAGCUGGUCGUGGCCGUGGAGGGGGUACCAAAGAAGGAAAAUGUUUUGUCUGUGGCAAACCGGGCCACUGGCAAGGAGAUGCAGAAUGCCCUGGUCCUCCCAAAGGUCAACCUGUUGGACAAGGCCAUAGUGGUGGACAAGGUCAACGUCCGAUGCCGAAGUUUCCAAAGCCUUUGAAGAAACCAAUUGUUGGAAUGGUUGGCAAAUCAACUUCCUACAAGCCUGCCGAAGGCAAUGUUGUGGAGUCCAACGUGGUGGACUUGCUGCCUGCAGAGGUUGCUUUUACGGAAGCUGCCUUUGGUGUUCGUUUUGAUGAUUUGCCAGAGAUCCAUGAGAUCAAUGUGGUGAGCACCCUGUCUGAAGCUUUGGCAGCUAGCUCAUCGACUCCAAAAGGUUUGGACCGGGACAAGAUCAACAUUGCUGCUGUGGACUCCGCCUGCAACAGAAGUUGUGCUGCAGCUGUUUGGAUUCAGAAUGUUCUGAAGGCCUUGAAGUUGGCCCCCAACUGGAUUCAGAGCUUGGUGGAGGUGAAACAGCAAGUUGACUAUUUUCGUUUUGGAAAUGGAGGCGUGCUGCAGAGCGGCCAACGCAUCCGACUUCCAGUUCCUUUGCUGGAUCGUGUGGUUUUGAUUUGGAUUUGCGAAAUCCCCUGCGAUUCACUAGGUUGUCUCUUGGGCAAAGACUUCUUAGAAAGCCUUGGAGCUGUGCUGGAUUUUGUGGGAAACAGGAUGCAGCUGAAGUUUCUAGGAGAUCGUUGGAUACCCCUUUCAAAGAUGAAAGCUGGUCACUAUGGUUUGAAUCUCUUGCCUGCCGACCCCAGCAUUUGGCCUUCACUCAUUGCAGAGCCGUGGCAUUGUGUUGGAGUUGGAGGUGUUUGUGAGGUUCAAUGUGAAGGAAAAAUGGUUUGGAAGGUAAAAUCCAAGAUCGGUGCGGCUGGUGGUGACUUGAACAUGGUUGUUCACUACAUCCCACAGCCGUAUCUCUCAAGAGAAGCCUUUGUGGCAGAAGAUGCUGCCUGCCCAGACUCCGGUCAAUCCCUCUCAACAGCGAUGGACUCGCAUGUUGGUCCGGAUGCUGCUGCGGAAGAGAUGGCAUUUUCAAGGACUGCUCCUAUGGCUGAUUCAACGACCAUUUUUGCGGUUUCUCCCAACGAUGCCAUCACGCUGAGAUCUCGGAUGGGGCUACUGGAAUGCUUCAUGGAAGACGAGGCGGUGACUUUCGGGUUGAAAGCCUUGAAAACAAGGAGCCGUGCUCGCCAACAAGCAGCCCUGGUGGAAGAGACUCACAAAGCAGUAGCCGCACUGGAUGGCCAAAGAGAAGAGCUGGCACGAGAGCUCAUAGGUCCCCGAGGAGGUCUCCCUCGCAACAAGACCGACUUGGUGAAGUUGGCGACGCUGCUGAAGGUGGACGUUCUGCCGAAGGACACCGUGGCGGACAUCACGACCAAGGUGAAGCCCAUAGUGGAGAUUCUGAAGAACCGGAUAGCUCUGAAGGAAUCUCAGAAGAAUGGGAAGAACCUGCAGACUCCGAGCGAGUCAGCCGUCCAACCAGGACGACAUAUAGAAUCGGAAGAAGUGAGGAAGUCCAUCGGAACUCUCACCGGUGGAGCCUUCCAGAAACUCAAGAGAGGCAUCAGAGAAGUUUUGGUGGCUGCUGCCAUCAAAGCCAAACGGCUGAAAGCCAAGCUUGGCGCUCCAAAGGACUAUGUCAUGGACACCAUGGUGGAACGACACAUGCAGAACCUGGAGAACAUAGCCUGUGGAACUCAUCGAGAGGGUUUUGCCUCAGAAAUGCUGGUUCCUUCGUUGCCUGACCUUGCGGUGUAUGAGACCGUGUACUUGCCGAUUGCACGCAUGGGAGAAAAGCGGGCAAGGAGGAAGAGACCAAAGGAAAUUGAUGAGUGGCGUUUUGGGCAUCUCGCUGGCUGGAUGUGCCGUGACCACUACACUCCACGGCGAACCUUUUUUGCCCCCUGGAAUGGUGCGACAGCCCCUAGAUGGCUUCCUGGAGCUGCCUUCACUGGCAAACGCCGAACAGUCAUUUUCGAUGACGAAGGCAACAUAGAUGACAUGGUGGAUGAUGACUUCAGAGAGGGCAACAACCAGACUCGAGACAACGAAUGGGUAGGUGAAACCUGGCUUGAAGUUUUCUGGCCUUUCUUGAUGACAGCCUUCCCACAUCCGAAUGACAUCGGAGCCUUUCCUGAGGAGAUUCGUGUCUUGGGCGACGGUGGUGACAUUGGCACUCACACUUUGGCCAAUGGUGAUCAGGUUUUCAUUUCAAGAGACACCAUGAACUGCAUGGGAACCCUGCCCUUGGACAAUGAGGUCCCCAUCAGCACCUUUGUCAAGUAUCAUCGACAUGACUGGAUCACUUUGGAAAAUCGAGUACUUCAUCGAGAUCGAGCCCUACAUCGUCUCAAGUAUGCCAAUUUGGCAACGGAAGCAAGAGUCUUUCUUCAGAUCCAUCAUCUUUCUUUGGUGGACCGAGAAGGUGAGAAGCCUCGAGAACCUUUCGUGGGAGAGCUCUACACGGAGACGGAGCCCAUCUCUCGAGCUGCUCUUCGAAGAGGUCAUGCAAUUUGCCCUUCAGUGACACUGAAGACUGGCUAUGAUUUGAGACAUCGCCGACAUCGGAAGAGAGCAAACUUGCUGAUCCGAAAGCAUCGACCUUACUGCCUGGUGAUUGCCUUUCCCUGCAGUGUUUGGUCGACUCUCCAAAACCUUGGACCAAAAGGAGACACUAGCAAGCGCAGAAGGCUUGAGAGGAGACGCAAGAUGGAGGCCAUCCUGGUGGAGUACGCCGCUGAGAAAGCUUUGGAUCAACUUCUACAUGGAUGUCAUUUUCUGAUGGAAAACCCAGCCAGUUCCUCUGCCUGGCGACUGGUUGGAAAACUUCGAGAAUUGGUCGAACGCCGAGCAGAGAUUGGUCUCUACUACGUGCGGAUCGAUCAAUGCUACUUCGGAUUGAAGGGAGCAGGAGGUGGUUUGCACUACAAGCCCACCAACAUCCUGACUUCGAGCUAUGAGGUUGCAUAUGCCUUGCAGGACUGCCGAUGCUCCAAGGAUCACCAACAUGAGCCGGUCAUUGGAGGCCACAAGGUGACUGAGCUGGCAGGCCAUUACCCCUCUGCACUUUCUGAGCUCAUCUUGGAUGGCUUAGAGGCUCAAUUUGAACGUCUUUACCAUGAGGUGAACGUGGCGUCACCUGAAGGUCCUGGAGAAGAUGGUCAUGAGACUGACGAUGAUGAGGACCUGGAUGACGAUGGUGAUGACGAUGGAGAUCAACCCGACGACAACCUUGACAUGGGAGAGAUUGGAGAUGGUCUUCAUGCUGACCCGGAAGGUCGAGCCCCUGGAGAAGAAGCUUUAGAAGAUGCUGAAGCUGCUGAUCCUGGUGCAGAUGGAGGUGAUCAACCCACUACAGCUGAGAAGAAGCUUGCGGCCCACUUGCAUGAGGUGACAGGACAUCGACCUGUACUACGUCUUGCACGAGCUCUGGUUCUGACUGGUGCUCAGCCUGGACUUGUCAAGGCUGUGAAACAACACAAAUGUGAAGUUUGCCAAGAACUGCCAACGGUGAAAACUCAUCGACCUGCUGGCAUUCCACGUGCCCGCAACUUCGGAGACAGAAUCUACAGCGAUUUGUUUUCGGUGCCUGAUGCGCGCCUGGAGACUUUCUGGAUAGCUCAUGCCAUUGAUGGCGCUACCCGCUACCAGGUUGCCAAGGUGUUGGACAACAAGACUGCUCCGGAGGUGGUGAAGUUCAUGGAGGAAUCCUGGUUUCAACCAUUGGGGAUUCCAGCUUCAAUGACUGUUGACAUGGGGAAGGAGUUCACUUCAGCCCUCUUCAUGGACAAAAUGGCAUUCUAUGAUGUUGCAGUUCAUCACAUACCUGUUGAAGCCCCAUGGCAAAAUGGACUUGCAGAACGGUCCGGUGGUGUGCUCAAAGCUGUUUUGCGAGCAACCAUUCACCAGACCUCAGCCUUGGGAAUGGAUGAUGUUCGUGGAGCCCUCACUGCAACGUUGGAGGCAAUCAACACUGACACCGAAGGUGUUGGCUACAGCCCUUCUCAAAUGGUUCUUGGAAAGAAUCCACGAGUUGUGGGAGCUGCUGGAGCAAACGAACUUCGCUCACGGCUACCGACUCAAACUCGAGCUGAUGAAGCAAGUUUUGCAAGAAUGCAAGCAAUGAGAGAGGUUGCAAAACUCUCUAUGCUGAGGGUUCACUACUCUCGAGCACUUCGACGUGCCGCAGUGUCAAGACCAAGACCAACGAUUGGAUGGGAACACUACAGCAUUGGCGACGUUGUAUACUUUUUCAGGGAACAGAAGGCGAUCCCAAAGAAGAUGAAACUGAUCCAGCGUCGACGACUUGCCCUACGUCGAUGGCAUGGACCUGGGAUUCUCCUGGCUCUGGAAGGUGGCAACAUCCCCACUGCUGGUUAUGUUGCUUUUCGAGGCAACAUCACAAAGGUUGCAAUGGAGCACAUGCGACAUGCUAGUGCCCUGGAACGCCUGACUGCUGGAGAUUGGGAAGAAGUUCUGAACCAGGUGAUUGAGGCCAAUGAAGAUGUGGCUCAACCACCAGCUCUUCAGGAUGGAGCACCUCUGGAGGCAGUGCCUGAGUUGGAUGAGGAAGAACGUGGAGAUGAUGGACAACCCCGUUCUGAUCAAGGUCAACAACCAGCUCGACAACGAGCACUACCUGCACGUGGAGUCAUCAUGGAGCAUCCCGUGGUGUUUCCAUAUCCGUUCUCAAGGGAGAUGAUGCCUACUCCUUUGGCUCUGGAUGGUGCCCCUGGAUCUACCGUUAUGACCAACUUGGACUCUCGGAGAACAUCAAUGGCUUCCACACCUAUGACAAUGCAUGGUGCCCCUUGCUCAACUUUCUCACGAGCUCAACCGGAUGCUGCGAGAAAGGAUGAAGCUGCUGGACCUGCGAGAAAUGUGAGUCCCACUGGACUUUCGGGACAAACCCUUGGACUUUCGGGCGAUGCAGCAGCUGAGCCUGGACAGCCUCUAGGUUCUCAAGAGCUACAACCAGAACAGACCUCUCAACUUCCGCAACAAGUACCUGGAGUACCUUCACUGGAAGAGCCUCCUCCAAGGAGAUUGGAUCGAGCUGGAGCUGCAGUUCGUCGUGCUCUUUCUGAAGGAGCUCAAGAUGAUCGCCCUGGAACAAGAAGGAGGAUCUUGGAACCUCUGAUCUUGGGUGACCGCACAAUUGAUGUGCUGGCUUCAGAACUCUGCCGAGUUCAUCCCCUGGUUAAAGCCGUGGAUUGGUCGCAACAAGACAUCGCUGAUGGAAAUCUCAUCGAGCCCGACCAUGGCAGCUGGGAUGGAAGAUGGACUAGACCGAGCAGAUGGGAAUUUGAAGCUAUGGAAGCUACUGGUUCAUGCUGGCCCAGUGGAAAUGGAGAACACGAGGCCCUGACCACUGCCGCUCAAGGAAAAGAACUUCGCUGGAGCGAGAUGGAUGAGGGCACCCGUGACAAAUUUAGAGCUUCCGCUGUGGAUCAGUGGAACAAGUUCGUGGAGAACAAAGCUGUGAAAGUGCUGACCCUGGAGGAGUCAAAAGCUGUGAUGCAAGAGCUCAAGAUGAAGGGAGAAGAGCAACGCGUGCUGACGCCUCGCUUCGUCAUGGUGGACAAGAACGCUCCGCUCAGAACGAAGGACAAGCCGCUGCCUCUUCGAGCCAACUCUCGGCUCAUUGUCCCUGGAUUCAAAGACAUUGAGAAUCUGCAGGGUGGCCUUCGAAAAGAUGCUCCGACUGCCUCAAGGAUCAGUCAACACUUGGUGGCAUGCAUGGCUGCACAGCACCCAAACUGGUGUUUGCAGAGCGCUGACGUUCGUGCUGCUUUCCUGAAAGGAGAUCCCUACGUGGAGCGGGAGAUCUACAUGGGACCGGCAGAUCCACGCCGUGGUCCUACAAUUCCCAUUGGCCCUGGAUGUGUGGCCAAGGUGUUGAAGGGUAUCUUUGGCUUGGCCGAUGCUCCAAGAGCUUGGUAUCUGCGCUUGGCCAGAGAGCUCAGCGAGGAUGGAUGGUGCAGAAGCUCCUUGGACCUUGCUCUAUGGGUUCGACAUCAAGAUGGUGAAUUGGUUGGAAUCCUUGCUGCUCACGUGGAUGAUUUGCUGAUGUCAGGAAACUUGGAAUCAGAACGAUCACUGCUCCGCUUGGGUGAGCGCAUUGGUUUUGGCUCAAUCGAGAAGGACCAGUUCGUUUGGUGUGGCAAGCAGUUCACCAAGAGCAAGGAGACUGGGGAGGUGACCAUAGAUAUGAUCACCUACCAUAAGAACUUGAAACAAGUUGCUGUGAGCAGAGAUCGCCGACAAGAUCCCUCAAGCCCUUUGAAUGCGCAGGAGCACAGACAGCUUCGCGGUGCAUUGGGAUCACUGCAGUGGUUGGCAGGCCAAUGCCGUUUUGACUUGGCAUUUGAUGUGUCUGCACUUCAAGGAGAAGUACCAGCUACGGUAGGCACAUUGCUCCGUGCCAACAAGGUGAUCAAAGAGGCUCAGGCGACACAGGAGUUCAAGCUCCGCUUUCAUCCAAUCGACUUCGUGAAAGGUGGUGUGAUGUCUAUUACGGACGCAGCCUUGGGAAAUGUAGAUUCCAGAGGAUCUACUGAGGUGGACAAGCUGGAGAAGGUUCACAGUCAGAGCUGCUACGCCAUUGUCCUUGCGGAUGAAGUGAUGAUGAGCGGUGGUACCGGCUUUUUCAAUCUUUUGGAUUUCAGAAGCCACAGGUUGCAGAGGGUAUGCAGAUCCUCCUAUGCAGCUGAAACCUUGGGAGCCGAGGAAGGCUUGGACGCUGGUGAGCUUUGCAGAGGAUUCAUUGCCGAGCUGAGAGGCCAGGUGAUGACCGACAAGCAGGCGUUUUUCAAGGUUUGUUUGGUGCCUUUGAUGGGAGUUACCGAUGCCAAGGACUGCUAUGAUCGAGUCAGUCAAGACUUGGGCUUCGGAACGCAAAAGUCCCUUGCGUUCACCAUUGCCGCCAUCAGACAGCAAUUGAGACGCCCCCAGACGUCUUACCGCUGGACAUCGACACAGAAUAUGUGGGUCGAUGGUGGAACCAAGCACAUGGACAAGACCAACCUUCGAAAGACGUUGGAGCGUGGCACAUGGUCCGUGACAUACACUGAGGAAUUCACAAAGCAGACCAGCCGGAAAGCAAAGAAAGCUGACACAACUGCUGCUGAUCUACCUGGACGAGACCCCGAGGUGAAGGAUGAGAAGCUGAUGCAGUAUGUGUACCAGCUGGCCGAGAUGGUUGGAUGGCACUACAUCGACGGGCAUGGCACUGAGGAUGUUGGAGCAGCCGGGAGGCGGAGGAGCCGCGCGAGCUCCGAAACUUCGGAGACUGGAAAGUCUUCAGGAGAUCCAUCGGUCCGAAAACCUUGGUUCCGAUGGCUGCCCCGAUCGUACCUGCUGGUCUUGGUGGUCAAUGCCACUGCGACCCUUCUGCUGUGGCCUGCUGAUGUUGAGUUUCCUGAUGGCUGGUACUCAGAUGAUCCUCCUGUCUGUCCACUUAAGAUGCGACUCUUCUUCUUUGGGCUGAUGCUGUCGAGUUUCGGAGCCGGCUGUGUAGUAGCCUUUCUGGUGAGAAGGGCAGAAGCUUCAGGUCAUACAAAGUGGGCCUGUGGCUAUGCCAUAAUCAACUGGGUUCAAGCCAUGUUGGGCUCACUGGGGAUGACCCAUCCAACUGUCAGGGGGUACUGCAGGUAUGGAGUGAUACCAUACUUCGGAGGUGACAUUUGGUACUAUUCACUUGCCAUGUGCCGAUUGCUGCUGUAUCUCGUUGCCUCUUUCUGGAUGCAGACACUCAUCGCUUCACGGCUGGAUCUCUUGGAGCAAUCUUCGAAUCGGAACUACCGCAGUAGCUGCUUUCGCAAACUGAUGUGGGCGCAAGUCUUUGGGGCAGCAGGGGUUUUGCUUCCCAUUGCAGGCAUAGUUUAUGAGAUCACGGGUGAUGACUACAGCACAAGGAUCAUUCUCCAAAUAACAAGUUGGAUGAGCCUGCUGGCGAUAGGAGGCAUCACAUUGCUGUGCAAUGCGGCAGCGAGCAUAGUGGCCAUUUGCUCUUUCCGAAAGUCUUAUUCGGAGCUGCGGAGGAUUUGUCGCCUGGCAGAAACGAAUGAGGCGCCUAUCUCCGCAAGAUCUUCCUUGAGACGAGCCCGAAGGUUUGCUGGUCUGCAAGGGUUGGGUGUAUCAUUUAGCCUCGUGCUCACGCUUCUGCUUGGUCCAGCACGUGUUGUUUCUAUGUUUGUGGUUUAUGGCUAUGACGGCUAUGACGCUUUGAAGGUGGUCUUGUUUCUUAUUCAAGCUUUUGAUGCCCUGGGAAAUGCUGUGGCCGUUCUCCUUCUGUCCGGCAGUCACAGGAUGGCCAAAGUUGAAAGGAGUCAGGGGAGCCAACGUAGCUGGAAAGUCGAAAAGCCUGAGCAUAGCAGGAACAAACAGACUUCGCAUGAAGAUGUGAACUGGACUAGAAAGGUGGAAGAACUUUCAAUGCGGGGGAUGACUUUGAGGAGCCUCUUGCAGUUCUAUCAAGAAAACCUACCUUCGAUGCCAGAUUGGAAAUAUGUGCCCAGGGAACACAAGACCAGAGAUGUGGUCCGAAGAGCAAUCAUCCCAUUGACUAGCAGAGAAGAAUGUGCAUUCUCAGUUUCAGCUUUCAACAAGGAUGGUCCGAAACGGGCACAGGUCAUGGUGACCCACAAUUGGGGCAACUCGUUCAGCGACCUUCUGGCUGCAGUGCUGUCGGAUGCCCUGCAGGAAUGCAGUUUCAGCUUGCCAGCAGAACUUCUGCAGGAGGAGUGCACUUUCCUGCAGGACCUUCUGGCGAAAAUGGGGAGGUUGGAUGAGACGUAUUGGAUCUGUGCGUUUGCUGUCAACCAGCACAUCAGCAUCUGCCACAGCAACCCGUAUGACCGGGAUCCUUUCACAAAUCAGCUGCACCCAGUGUGCCACUGCAACAGCACAAACAUCAUUGACUCGGAUGGCCGAAGUGCUUCGUCAGAGAUCAACAAGUUUGAUGACAUGAUGCGUCUUCUUGCCACGACUGGGGGAUGCAGCCAAGUGAUUGAUACUUCUGGUCAAGCCACCAAAAGGCAAACUGAAACCAAAGGUGCCUCUCCUGAAAAAAAGAGGGCCAAAGCUGUUUGUACGAAUUUUGACACACCAUUUGGAUUCCAACGAGUUGACUGUGGAGGCAAUGGUGAUUGUGGUUACCGAGCCGCGGCGGCAGCUUAUGCUCUUGCAGACGGCCGCGACCUCAAAGAGACCAAAGAAAAUGCUCCAACCCUCGGGGCUACAUUACGGGCUCAGGUAGCAAGCCAUCUAAAAAAGCAUCAGCUUUGGAAAGACUCAUGGGCACCUGAUGAUAGAUGGACAGAAUCAACUGAAGGCGGCACAGUGCCUACCACCUACGAUGAGUGGUUGGAAAGCACGGCUCGUCCAGGCCGGUGGGUUUGUGGCCCCACUCUCAUCGGCAUUGCCACCAGGCUUAAACGCAAUCUUGUUGUUUUUCGUUUUGCGGAUGACAAAUGGGAAAAAGCCGACUUGAUCACUCCACUCGAAUCCAAUGCCAAGGAUGUUAGCACUGCUGCUUCCUUUCCACCUCUUCCUUUAUUUCUGAAAGACAACCAUUAUUUCACAUUGGAACCACGAGAAGAGGGCUGGCCUGCUACCUGGAGCUCGCCUGCAGAUAAGAAAUGGGAUCCCAACCUGCAUCGCGGUGGUGGCAAAAGCCUCCGUAGCUGGCUUCCGUCCAGUUCUGCCAGUGUUGCCAGCACGCAGUCCGCCAGUAGGACCGUGACUCAAAGCCAGCGUAAACAGAAAAGUCUCAAAAGUUGGCUCCCGGCUUCCAGCUCUGCCAAAAGCAGAUCGCCAGCCAUUGGGAUAAAUUUAAAAAGUUGGUUGCCGCAGUCAAGCUGCUCCACUUUGGCCAAAAGUUGCUUUCCUGCCACAAGAGAAGCAUCACCUGCUCCGUCUCUUGCAUUUUCGGAUGAUGCAUCUUUGCGCAAAGAAGAUAUUUCCAAUAAAAACGUUGACUGUCACGACACUGACGCUGCCAAAGUUGCUUCCUCCUGGACCUGCCCUGAGUGUGGCUAUUGCACAGAAAACCGGGUAGACUGGGUCAAACGCCGUCGGCAGCAUAUUGUUACUUGGCAUCCUGACAAAAAGGAUGACUGGAAUCUCAGAAACAAGCCCUUAUUAGUGCCGUGGACGCCCGAUUGCACCUGGAAAUGUCCGCUAUGCAACAUGGGCAUGCCGCCCAACAUCACUGAUUGCGACACUUCCUAUCGACUUCGAAAGGAACAUGCUCAACAGCAACACCCAACUGCCAAGAGAAGCCGUUUUUUUCUUCCGACUCCCAACAAUUCUGCCAAAGCUACGUUGGCCAAGAUCAGUGCUGGCGUAGCCCAAAGGCUACUGGAUUUGAAAGCAGGCAAGCAGGGUGACCAUGAUGUCAUUUUCUUGAAGUUUCCUCCUUUCAAGGAAAAAGUCAAACGAUUAACUGUGAUCCAUCCAUUUUGCAAGAAGUGCUCCGCCACAGCGGUGUCCAUUGCGCAAAUUGCCAAAAUCCCAUGCAACGUUAGCCGACGCGGCGGCCCCGGUCGGCAGCUGUUGAUUCGCCGUGUUCGUGCUGCUGUGAAUGACGUCACUUUACCUGAUGCUUUGAAAAAAGACCUGCAACAUACUUUGUCGUGGAUCGACGCUCCGUCCGGUCCUGCAGUUGACCACCAAAUUGACAAAUUCCCUUGGCCUUUGCCUUCGCCAGCGUCGUUGUACAUUUGCAAAGUUUGCCGACAAGUCAACAUUCGACGAGCUUCCAUGACCAACACUAAAUGUUGUGGCGAGCCUAAGCAAAGUCCGCGCCAUGUGCAAUUGCUGCGACAGCUGGACACAGCACAUAAGCCUGUUCUCCUGCUAAACUGUUACCUCCCUGCCUCUAAUGCUGCCAAAGCUGCGGACACUGCUGCCGCUGCAUUUGAGUGGGCUGCAUCCAUUGGUGAGCAGUGGGGCAUGAUUGGCGAUUUCAAUUUGACCAAGGAACAUUGGCCUAUGGGAGCAGCUCUGGCCACUGGGCUCUUGUUCGAUAUGGAUGAUGUAGCGGGGCCCCAUGCUUUGCAAGGUACCCAUCGAAACCAUGCCGGUGAACUCACUGGCCGUGUCAUUGAUUUCAUGCUUGCGACCAACGAGUUUUUUCCUGUUUCUCGUGUUCAACAUCAAAGUGUGGCUGACCAUGAUGUGAUUUUAUACGACUUUCCUUGGAAAGACGAUGUCACUCAAUUUUCCUGGCCUGCCCGUCCAAGCCUCCGCCUUGAAAAGGUCAGUUCUGAGCAGUGGGCUAAUGUGUGGAAUGCAUUCAGCUCAUCGUUUGACACAGCUCUCGAAGCUAGAGACUCAGAUGCUGCAUGGCAAGCACUGAGCUCGGCAGCCGAAACUGCUUUGGCGGGAACCCCCGAGGCGCCAAAUUUGCAAUCGCUUCUGGAGCGACAACUUCGGCGCUUGGCGCGGAAGGCCCAGCAGAGCCUGCUCCAGCCAAACGAUGUGAAACUCAAAAGAAACUUUUUCUUUUUCAUUGAUUUUCUUAGUGACCAAGUUCCGCUUUUAACGCAGUGCCAGUGGAAUUCCGAAGCCACUGUGCGGUUUCUUUUUGACCUGGCUGACCAAGAGGCCAAAGCGGCCGCGCGUCAGCGCAUCCACGACUGGAAAGACCAAAUCAGUGACGAUGUGCCACGCCUUGCUAGGGCCAUCGAAACUGCCAUUUGGGGGUAUGGCACACCUCCUGGUCGCUCCGGUUAUUUGUUCUGGACCGCCAUCGCUGGACUUCGCUGUCAUCUUGAAUGUGCUCUCUCCACUGAAGCCAUCAUGUAUGAAUGGAGACGCCAGGUGAAUCUUUUUCUUGGGAAAUGUACAGUGACGCGCGCCUCGCCGCGAGCGAUUGACACUUUCAAUUUACUCAAUUGGAAAAAUUUGCAGAAUGAUGUUUGGCAAACUCCUUUUGGCCAAAUUCGUGUUGGUUGGAUUUCAGACUCUGAUUUGGCCAAGCUUGUGCGACUUUCCUGGACCAGAGUCCUCUUCCAGUCUGACACUAAAACACAGGAACACUUGCCAGACCACCUCAAUCCAUACUUUGGUUUUCAUAAUGCUAUGAUCAAAGAAUGUGGUGAGCGAUAUAAAAUGACUGUUCUCAUGGCCGCCGCCUCUGAUGGACGCAUUUUGGAAAGAAUGGGUGCGCCUGAAGUGUGCGCUUGUGGCAUCAAUUCUCCCGACCGCGAGCAUCUCACCUUUCACUGCAAUGCUGAUACCGCUGAGAAGCCUGCACUUAAGACUCACAAUGAAACUCGGCUGUUGCAGCCGUUAGUCCCUUUGCCAAACACUCCAAUCAUUUCCGCAUUAACUGCUAAUGUUGAGUUGGUUCAGUGCUUACGACAGUUGUACGCUGUCGACCAUUCUCCUGUCGUCUUGGCCUUGGAUGGCAGCUGUUUGGUCAACCCUGGCAAUGAUUUAUACCAAUGGGCAUCCUGGGGGAUUGUCACCUCCACGAAGCUUUCAUUCAACGGACUUUUGACUGGCUGUGUUCACACCCCGGCUGCUGCCGAGCGUGAAGCUCUGGUGCAAGCCAUGCUGGCUGCACAUUCUGCAGCUGUGCCCGUGCGUUUGCUCAUCGACAAUGAGGCAAUUGUCAAGCGCCUCCUCCGAGGAUUGCGUUUUGGCAACUGGAACGGCGAUGCUGCCGGUUUCUGGUCCUAUAUCGCCAUGCUUGCCACUCAUGGUGUGGAAGUGAUGUGGGCACCUUCCCAUGACAAAAAGCCCUUGUGGACACCUGUGCUUGACUGGAACCUUUCCGCUCAAGAGUGCAGAACGUUGAACGAGUUGGCUGACCUUGCGGUUGUAUGUCUCAAUUCAUUCAUUCAUUCACUGGAUUUGUUUCGCCGUGCCUGGUGUGUGGCUGAAAUUGCGGAAGCCAAACGUUUGCAGAUGGACCAGUCAUUGAAACUCUGGUCCAAAGCAACGCUGCAGGGACGCGCCCGGACAUUGGAAAACUUGGAUGUGCGGGACAUGCGUGCCUCCUCGGAAAAGGACAAGGAACUCAUCCUUGGCAAGAUUCAGGAUGUAGAUGAUUUCAAUGCCAAGCUUCAGGUGCUCAUUUUUGAUCCAAAAUCAGGCCUUGUUGCCACAUGGAAUGCCAUGGAUAGCCUGCAGCAGAUUGGUGAAGUGGGCCGGCUCAUUCGAUGGGGCCUGGCAGAUGCAGGCAGUGGAAAAGAGCAGUCUCAACGACCAGCUCAGUUGCUGGCGCUGAAAUAUCCAGGAGCUGGUAGAGAUGGCCAUUCAGAAGAUGACUGCUUGGCAAAGUUACAGGCGGGUGCACCAGUUGAGCCCAGAGCCACGAACGAGUCACAGGAGGUGAACGAGCACGAAAUCUUAGGAUGUUGGAGCAACCGGGAGGCGGAGGAGCCCAUGCCCACGGCGUCAGUUGAUCCCAGCCGUGAUGCGAGCUCCGAAACUUCGGAGACUGGACAGUCUUCAGAUCCAUCGGGCCGAAAACCUUGGUGCCGAUGGUUGCCCCGAUCGUACCUGCUGGUCUUGGUGAUCAAUGCCACUGCGACCCUUCUGCUGUGGCCUGCUGAUGUUGAGUUUCCUGAUCCCCGGUACAAUCCUCAGUGGUGGGACGAUGAUCCUCCUGUCUGUCCACUUAAGAUGCGACUCUUCUUCUUUGGGCUGAUGCUGUCGAGUUUGGGAGCCGGCUGUGUAGCAGCCUUUCUGGUGAGAAGGGCUGAAGCUUCAGGUCAUACAAAGUGGGCCUGUGGCUAUGCCAUAAUCAACUGGAUUCAGGCCAUGUUGGGCUCACUGGGGAUGACCAAUCCAGACCGUGGGUACUGCAGGUAUGGAGUGAUACCAGAUAGAGACUCCGGAGGCACAUUUUGGUAUUUGGCACUUGCAUUGUGUCGAUUGCUGCUGUAUCUCGUUGCUUCCUUCUGGAUGCAGACACUCAUCGCUUCACGGCUGGAUCUCUUGGAGCAAUCUUCGAAUCGGAACUACUGCAGUAGCUGCUUUCGCAGACUGAUGUGGGCCCAAGUCUUUGGGACAGCGGUGGCUCUGCUUCCCAUUGCGGGCAUGGUUCAUGAGAUCAUUACGGGUGAUAUCUACGGCGAAAGUAACAUUUUCGUUACAAGUGCCUGGAGUCUGUUCACAAUAGGAGGCAUCACAUUGCUGUGCAAUUGGGCAGCGAGCAUCGUGGCCAUUUGCUCUUUCCAAAAGUCUUAUUUGGAGCUGCGGAGGAUUUGUCGCCUGGCAGAAGCGAACGAGGCCUCCAUCUCCGCAAGAUCUUCCUUGAGACGAGCCCGAAGGUUUGCUGGUUUGCAAGGGUUGGGUGUAUCAUUUGGCCUCGUGUUUACGGUUCUGCUCGUUCCAGCACGUCUUGUUUCUCUUGUUGUUGCAAGCGCUGACAGCUAUGACGACUCUUUGAAGGUGGUCUUGUUUCUUAUUCAAGCUCUUGAUGCCCUCGGAAAUGCUGUGGCCGUUCUCCUUCUGUCCGGCAGUCACAGGAUGGCCAAAGUUGAAAGGAGUCAGGGGAGCCAAUGUGGCUGCUGGAAAGUCGAAAAGCCUGAGCAUAGCAGAAACAAACAGACUUCACAUGAAGAUGUGAACUGGACCAGAAAGGUGGAAGAACUUUCAAUGCGGGGAAUGACUUUGCGGAGCCUCUUGCAGUUCUAUCCAGAAAACCUCCCUUCAAUGCAAGAUUGGAAAUAUGUGCCCAAGGAACACAAGACCAGAGAUGUGGUCCGAAGAGCAAUCAUCCCAUUGACUAGUAGAGAAGAAUGUGCGUUCUCAGUUUCAGCUUUCAACAAGGAUGGUCCGAAACGGGCACAGGUCAUGGUGACCCACAAUUGGGGCAACUCGUUCAGCGACCUGCUGGCUGCAGUGCUGUCGGAUGCCCUGCAGGAAUGCAGUUUCAGCUUGCCAGCAGAACUUCUGCAGGAGGAUUGCGCUUUGCUGCAGGACCUUCUGGCGAAAAUGGGGCGGUUGGAUGAGACGUACUGGAUCUGUGCGUUUGCUGUCAACCAGCACAUCAGCAUCUGCCACAGCAACCCGUAUGACCGGGAUCCUUUCACAAAUCAGCUGCACCCAGUGUGCCACUGCAACAGCACAAACAUCAUUGACUCGGAUGGCCGAAGUGCUUCGUCAGAGAUCAACAAGUUUGAUGACAUGAUGCGUCUUCUUGCCACGACUGGGGGAUGCCGACAAGUGAUUGCAGUGGACAAAUCCCUGGAUUUGACUUUGCUGUGUCAUGCAUGCCGGGCUUGCGCCCGCAUUCAUGCCAAUUCGUUUCUUGUAGAGAUGCAAUUUUUGCUGGCCCUUUUGUCUUGGGGUCUCAUGACUGGUUUUCUUUUGCAGAUUUUGAAAGCCCAGAUCGUGGGGGUCUUGGGCCCCUCCAUAUGUCAGCCUUGCUAUCGAUGUCCUUCGCUCUGGCUUGGCCGUAAUUCACUGCUACUUGGCCGGUUGGUGGCUCAUUCUCCCGCUGCUCUUUCGCGCGGCGCCAUGCCCGAGAUGUUCAUCGCACACCUGCGAUCUUUAGGAUCGCUUGCACGCGCGCGUGAACACUUGCCAGACCACCUCAAUCCAUACUUUGGUUUUCAUAAUGCUAUGAUCAAAGAAUGUGGUGAGCGAUAUAAAAUGACUGUUCUCAUGGCCGCCGCCUCUGAUGGACGCAUUUUGGAAAGAAUGGGUGCGCCUGAAGUGUGCGCUUGUGGCAUCAAUUCUCCCGACCGCGAGCAUCUCACCUUUCACUGCAAUGCUGAUACCGCUGAGAAGCCUGUACUUAAGACUCACAAUGAAACUCGGCUGUUGCAGCCGUUAGUCCCUUUGCCAAACACUCCAAUCAUUUCCGCAUUAACUGCUAAUGUUGAGUUGGUUCAGUGCUUACGACAGUUGUACGCUGUCGACCAUUCUCCUGUCGUCUUGGCCUUGGAUGGCAGCUGUUUGGUCAACCCUGGCAAUGAUUUAUACCAAUGGGCAUCCUGGGGGAUUGUCACCUCCACGAAGCUUUCAUUCAACGGACUUUUGACUGGCUGUGUUCACACCCCGGCUGCUGCCGAGCGUGAAGCUCUGGUGCAAGCCAUGCUGGCUGCACAUUCUGCAGCUGUGCCCGUGCGUUUGCUCAUCGACAAUGAGGCAAUUGUCAAGCGCCUCCUCCGAGGAUUGCGUUUUGGCAACUGGAACGGCGAUGCUGCCGGUUUCUGGUCCUAUAUCGCCAUGCUUGCCACUCAUGGUGUGGAAGUGAUGUGGGCACCUUCCCAUGACAAAAAGCCCUUGUGGACACCUGUGCUUGACUGGAACCUUUCCGCUCAAGAGUGCAGAACGUUGAACGAGUUGGCUGACCUUGCGAUUGCGGAAGCCAAACGUUUGCAGAUGGACCAGUCAUUGAAACUCUGGUCCAAAGCAACGCUGCAAGAACGUGCCCGGACAUUGGAAAACCUGGAUGUGCGGGACAUGCGUGCCUCCUCGGACAAGGACAAGGAACUCAUCCUUGGCAAGAUUCAGGAUGUAGAUGAUUUCAAUGCCAAGCUUCAAGUGCUCAUUUUUGAUCCAAAAUCAGGCCUUGUUGCCACAUGGAAUGCCAUGGAUAGCCUGCAGCAGAUUGGUGAAGUGGGCCGGCUCAUUCGAUGGGGCCUGGCAGAUGCAGGCAGUGGAAAAGUGUGGAAAGCAUGGGACGGCCACAACUGA